Molecule: messenger RNA, 4374 nt
Organism: Closterium sp. Naga37s-1
Lineage: Eukaryota; Viridiplantae; Streptophyta; Zygnematophyceae; Desmidiales; Closteriaceae
Source: the annotation of a GenBank genome assembly
AUGGAGACCGCUCCUAGAGCUCAUCCCCCGUCCGCGCCGAGACCCGACCGCGGCGCGGAUCGUCCGUUAUCGCGGCCGUUCCCCACGUCCAAAUCCGAGAAGGCGAGACCACAGAGCCAAUCAGGAUCCGACACCUCUCACAGCACAACACCGCGGGCCCAAUCCCAAGCGCGGCUGCAACCCUCGCACCCAUCCGUACCGCCCCGAAGUCCUCAUGCUCCAGGCGGUUCCGCCUUGCGAGGCUCUGCAAGCCACGAAAAUCUGAGACUAGGUUCGGAUUCCGAACCCGAAUCGAACCAUUGUGACGAGCCGGACGGGUUUGCGUUCCCAGAGCUGUCAGGUUCGGGCGGCGGAAAGGUCGCCUCUGCGGUUUCCAGAGCUUCCGCCGUCCGGCAUGCAUUUCCGCGGAGCGUUUCCGCUUCAAGCGGUAUCCCCGCUGAGACCUCCGCGCGAGGCGCAACUUCCCGCGGGCGCAAUCCGCCCGCCCGAUCAUCUGACGUGGACAGUAGAUCCGACGGUGUUGAUUCACUUAGCUUAGACGACGCUAGGUCCGACGGCGGCGGCGCGUCGUGGCCGGAAUUCACGGAUCCCAUAAAUAACGGCGGAUCUCCUCAUUCCCGCGCCCUCCCCCAUUCCCCGCUAUCCUCGCGCUCUGAUUCCGCCAGCCCCAGCCGGAUGCCGCCAGGGCGGGGUAGACCGGGGGGGAUGAGCCCUUCCGGCGGAGGCGCAACCGCGGGGGGCCGCGGAUUUGCGCGUUCUGCCUCACAGCCUGUGCGGAAAUUAGACGCAGUGAGACACCCACCUCCGCACACACCGCCGAACCUUUCCCCCCUUUCCGGCGGUUCCUCCGCGCAUGGCGCAGCUGCUCCGCCAGGCCUGCCUCCCGCGCGGAGAGCUUCGGAACCAGGCCAAGCGCAAGCGCGCGGCCGCCCGGUGACAGCGGGGAAGGUUCCGCCAGUUCAACCAGGAGCGCAGGUCAGAAUUAGCGCCGCCGCUGCUGCCGCCGCCGCCUCUGCGGCUGCUGGCUGCGGAAGCAGUACGACAGCCGCCGUUUCCCCCGGAGGCGGUGGCGGGCUGCGCACUGUGGCGGGGGCGGUGGCGUCGCGGGCCCUGCGGAAGAGCGCGAGUGCGCCGCAGGUGCGGCCGGGGGAGGGCGCGUCUGCCACCAACGCGCGCGCCGUGGCGGAGAGGGCCGCCUUGCGGCUGAAAGGUCGCGGAAGCGCUGGCGGCGCGGAUGCCGGCGUGGGGUCAUCGGGAGGGGGAGUUUCCGGCGCAGGCAGUGGCGGGGGGGAGGUGGCAAGCGCAGCAGGCGCGGGAAUUGUGGGCGGCGGAGCGGACAGGCCGAGAACGCGCGUGGUGCGGGUGCAGACACACGGAGGGCCGGGGGUGGCGGAGCAGGAGGACAGCCCGCGGCAGUGGCUGGCGCAGGGAACAGGCGCAGGCGCAGGGGGACUGGGCGCGGGCGGGUUCGCGGCACCAUCGGAUCGUCCCACGACGCCUCCCCGGCGCGACAUGGGCGGCGGCGGCGGCGCUGGCGGGGGUGCGGGGGUGGCGGCGGUGGGCGUGGGGGUGGUGGCGGGGCGACCCAGGACCCCCGCGCGCAUGGACCUGCAGGAAGCUGAGCGGGUUCGCCUCGCUGCCGCCGCCGCGGGUGGGGGAGGGGGAGGCGGAGCAGCAGUAGGCGCGGGGGUGCAGGCGCCAGUGACUCCGCGCGUGGUGGAGCGCCCCUCCACGCCCCUCGCGGGGCAGCGCCCCGCCUCGCCGCUGCUGCGCGCUGAUGGUGGCGCGCUCGAGCGCCCCAAGACGCCCACGCGCAGGCAGGAGGCGGAAGUCGGGGCGCUCCACGCGGGGGGGGCGGCAGCGUGGCCGGAGGGGGCGGCGGAGGGGCAGGGGAGGGGCGGCACUCCGCGGCUGCGCGCGGAGGCGGGCGGGGAGCGCCCUACGACGCCCACCAGGCGGGGGGAAGCGGCAGUGGGGGCGCGCGGGGAGGGGCGGGUGGGGCGCGCGGUGGAGAGGCCAACAACGCCACUACACGGGGCGGAAGGGGGGCCGCCCUCGGCCUUCACCACACGCGUAACAGAACGGUUAGAUGUGGAAGCAGAGCGGUUGAAUGCGGAAGGAGAGCGGUUGGAUGUAGAGGCAGAGCGGUUGGGGGCAGCAGCAGCACGGGUGGAAGCAGCAGCGCGGCCGCACACAGCAGUGCCACGGGGGGUGGGCGCAGCAGCACAGGGGCAGGCGGGCAGCCGCGCGGACAGGGCGGACCGGCUGAGCUUCCGCGGGAAGGUGCGACCCAAGUCGUUCGUGGAGCGCAGGGGGAGUGGCGAUGGCGGGGGAGGGGUAGCAGGAGCAACAGGGGCAGCAGGGGCGUGGGCUGGUGUGGGGGCGGUGCCGCGGCCCACCACGCCUGUGAGGCGAGGCGAUGGAAGCAUGGAGCGAGCAGUGACACCAGGGGGGAGGGUGGGGGAGCGCGGGGGAGGCGCAGGAGGAGGAGGAGGAGGAGGAGGAGGAGGAGGAGGAGGAGGAGGAGGAGGAGGAGGAGGAGGAGGAGGAGGAGGAGGGGCGUUCACUGAUGAGUCGGUAGUGUUUGAACGGCCGUUGACGCCCGUUGGCAGGAUAGCAGGAGUCGAUCCAACGGUUAUCACGGACCGGCCAUCAACUCCGGUUGGCGGCCGCCCGACCACGCCGACCGGUGCCCGCCCCACGACGCCAUCUGGUGGGCGGCCAACGACACCGGGCGGCGGGCGGCUGGAUGCGGCAGUGAACCCACUGGCACGGGCCAAUCGGAUGGCGCCGUUUCCCAUGCCUCUGUUCCCGCACUCUGCCUCCGUGGGGUGUGCUGGCGUGGGUGAGUUUGACCGGCUGUGUGUGGACCAUGGGGAGGAGGACGAGGAGGAGGAGGAGGAGGAGGAAGGGGAGGGGGGGGAUGGGGGGUAUGGAGACGGGGGACGGCGUGGGGCGGGGGAUGGGGAGGCGAGGUGGAAGAGUGUGAGUGGGGCCGGUGCCGAGGGGGGUGCUGGGUCCGGGUUGCCUGGUAAUGGCCGGGGCCGGGGGGGAGAAGGGGGGGUGCGUGCAGUGCAGAGCAGCAGCAGCGGCAGCAGCAGCAGUGAGGGGCAGGAGAGAGGGCGUGGGAGAGGGCGUGGGGGAGGGCAGGGGACGGGACAGGGGAGAGGCGGAAGCAUGGGGCGGACGCGGGGGGAGCACCAGCAGGGGAGCAGAGGGGGGGGGAGAGGCGCAGCAGGGAGGCAGGCUGUCGGGAAGAGUGCUUCUGGGGAGGCUGCAAGGGCUGGAGGAGGUGCUGACUCAGCACCUGCGGAUGCUGAUGUGUUCAGGGCGUUUAUUCUGGGCCGGCCUUAUGCUGACGUGGAGGAGCGGUUUGAGAUGGGAGGCGAGGUGCUGGCACGGGGGGAGUUUGGCGCGGUGCGGGUGUGUGUGGAGCGGGAGAGCGGGGCGAGGCUGGCGUGCAAGACCAUCGACAAGCAGAGCAUUCAGUCAGCGGACGAGGCUCGCAAUCUGAGGAGGGAGGUGGCGGCAAUGGAGGUGGUGUCGGGCCAUCCCAACGUUGUUCAGCUGCAUGCUGCGUGUGAGGAUGAUAAGAGCAUCUUCUUGGUGAUGGAGUUGUGUCGCGGCGGGGAUCUAUUCGACUUCAUGCGCCAGUACGGCCGCCUGCCCGAGUCCAUGGCAGCGCCCGUGUGCCGCCAGCUGCUGGCCGCGCUGCACCACUGCCACACGUGCGGGGUGCUGCACCGCGAUGUGAAGCCGGAGAACGUGCUGCUGCUGCAGCCGGGCAGUGUGAAGCAGAUCAAGCUCGUGGACUUUGGCAUCUCCACCGACGUCGAACCUGAUGCUGCCUCGUGCAAGCUAUACGGCACACCCCUCUAUCUUGCCCCAGAGACUCUAGACGGCAUUUGGGGCUCUCCAGCAGACGUGUGGAGCACAGGAGUUCUAGUCUACGCAUUGCUCUCCGGGCUGCCUCCCUUUUGGGCCGCUUCAAAUGAGGCCAUUUACCACGCCAUUCGAACUAAAGCCCCUCGCUUCUCAUCGGCGCGCUGGAAGCAUGUUUCUGAGGAAGCCAAAGAGCUGCUUCAAGCCAUGCUGGUGAAAGACCCCACCAGACGAAUCACUACAAGCCAAGCAUUAGCACAUGAAUGGGUUCGGGAUACAGCAGCCGCUCCACACUGCCACUCGCUCCCACCUCCCCGCAUCCUCUCACCGCAUUCAUCAUCCAGCUUCUUCUCUGGGAGAACCCUCGACAGCGAGCCUUCUCUCUCCUCUCAGGCUUCGGUGUCCUCAGAACCUUCGGUUGCCUCAGAUAUUUCUCCCUCACCACCGGGAGGUCUGUUCAGAGAGCCAUCAUUAGCUUUAGGUCUACUUUGA